AUGGGCGUGCUGCAAAAGGUGUUGCGACCAGGCAGUCGCGAGUUCGUGGUCGUUCUGAAUGUGGUGCUGGCACUGCUGUUCUUCGUGAUGCUGACAGUCAUUUAUACGGAACUGGAGGACUCUUUUCACGUCUUCGUGCUGCUGUUUCUCGUAGUGGGGCUUACGAUCUCUAUCAAUUGGUUUAUCAUCGAAGCCAACAACCUUCAACACUUUCACGUGGCAGACAGCAACAAGCAGACAUCAAUUGUUACUUCAAGAGGCAAAACAGACUAA
Molecule: messenger RNA, 273 nt
Organism: Peronospora farinosa
Lineage: Eukaryota; Oomycota; Peronosporomycetes; Peronosporales; Peronosporaceae
Source: the annotation of a GenBank genome assembly